UAUUUCAGUAUCUGUUUGAUUUAUUUUUUCCUCUAGCUAGAUUUUAAUAUAUACAAAAUAUAUGAUUAUAGGUUCUUAUAAGAUGUAAUGAAAAUUUAAGGAAUUUGUUCGAUUUCUUAUUAACUCUAAUAUUCUAUAAAUUUAAUAUGAACUAUUAAAAUUCUUUCGUAUUUAUUAAUCAUGCAUUGUGGGUAAAAUUUUCAUUAUGUAAAAACUUUAGUUCAGCCGAUGAAAUCUCACAUAAUGUUUCGGCACCGGUAUCUUUAGAAAUCUCUGAACUGCAUCAGUGUUUAAAAAAAUAUAAUCUAAACUAUUCAGUAAUCACAUGGAAUUGCAGAAAAAGGAUAUUUUCAUUUAUGCAACUUAAUGCAAAAGUCUUGGUCUAAUCACAAAAACAGGUUCACAUAUGAAGCCUAUCAACAAUAUUAUUUUGCCAAUGACACUGCCUCAUGUUCCCCAACUAUUUCUCAUUAACAGUGGUGUAUGGGAACAACGUAGUGAAAUGGAGAUUGUUAAUGAUAAUAUGAUAAAUAAUGAUCCAUCUCAAAUUAAACAGGAAGAACCUGAAGCUGACGUAUCAACAACAGUUCCAAAACCUCCAAAAUUCAAGCUUAUUGAUUCUGAAACUCCUCUGCCUGAAUUCAGUGAUCUGAUUCGCAAUAAUUUGCGUGAAAAUAAUCUCAGUGCUGUUUGGGGAACUUUUAUUGAUGAAUGCGCUAAAUAUUACUAUGAGAAAUUUCCUAAUAUACAGAACAGCAGCGAGUAUCAAGCAAUUGGACGUAAAAUGUAUUCAAAAUAUCCAGCUAUUGGUUAUGAAGGAAAAGAACCUUGGUCAUAUUUUUGUAAAUCUCUGAGUCAGAAAAUAAGACAUAUAAAAUGGAAAAUUAAAAGGAAAAGACUUGGGUUAACAUCAAGAAGGUCUAGAAAACCAAGAGAUAGCAUGCAUGGUUCUAAAAUGCAUGGUUUACAAAAAAAUGACCGCAGAAAAGUUGAUCGGAGGUAUACAUUUAGUAAGCAAUAUAAAGCAUUAUUACGAGAACUUGCUGAUGGUUGGAAUAAAAAAUCGAUAGCAGACAGCAGGAUAGCAGAUAUUUUGAAGCUGACAUCAAAAGCAAGACUCUCCUGGUUGCGAUCUCAUCGAACUGGCAAAUUAUCAGCACUUAUAGAUGAGUAUCCUUGUUUUACAGAUGGAAGAUAUGUUGUUAAAGAUUUUCUUAUAUUAAUGAAAAAAGAAGAUACAACUCAAAUGUUACAAAAGCUUGAAUCUUUAUUUACUGCUGUUGGAGCAAUAAUGGAACCUCCAGUUGAAGACUUCAAUUUUCUCCAAAACCUUAAGAUACUGAAAUAUAUGGAAGAUCAGAUUGCUUUUCACAAGGGUAAAAGCAGUUUUUCAAAGAGCAUUAUUAUACACAAAUCAAAUGUGCAUGAAGAUGAAAUGUUGCAGCAUAUUUCGAAAACUGAUAAUGCACCACCUCAACUGUAUGUUUUUAGUGAUGGCCAGGAUAUGCAGAAAGCGUUUGUAGCUGGAGAUAGAACAGUUAUUGAUACAAAUGCUAAUAAUUUGUAUGAAGCUUUAAUUGUUCUUAUAGCAACAUAUUACACAUUUUUGUUAGAAUAUCCGAAAUCUCUUUCUCAGAUCCUUGGUUUGUUUCAGACUUAUGUUGUUGGUGAAUCAUAUGAAGGUAUGAAAAGUAAUCGAUGCACAAUAUUCAUAGAAAAUUUAACAAAAAAUUUUGUUUUAAAUGAAUAGUUAUUUGAUUUAGCUUGUAUUUGGAUAAAUAAAAUAUGUGUACAUAUGAUUGCAUUAAAAUAUGUUAUUUACCAAUUAAUUCAUGUUUUGUUUAUAAAGUAUAGUUAUUUUUAUUUUUAUUUCUUUUAGUUAUUUAUUUUAUUACUGACAUAAAAAAAAUUUUAAGAUAAAUUUUUUACUUAACUGUGUAUGUAUUAGUCACAGAUUUGAAAUUUUAUUUCAAUGUUUAUUUGUUCCUUCUUUGGCACCUAGCUCUGCUUAUCAUGAAAUUUUUCUUAAAUAUGAAGGAAAAAUGAUAAAUAAAUGUAAAAAAUGACUAAAUGUAUGUAUAUGUAAUUUAAUAUGUAUUUUGGAUUUUGUGUAAUGCAUUUUUGCAAAUAGUGAAUGAAAACGUGAUCAAGUAUGAUCCAGUAAAUACUGCAGUUGGUUCUAACACCAUACUUGUAUUAUAUUCAUUACCCUUUUAAUUGAAAAAUCUAUAUAAAAAUGUUAUCAUUUUUGCAUUAGUGUUUUUUUUGGGGGGGGGGACAAUCCAUGUUCCAUAUCUUCUCCAAGUACAACAAAUCCCAUGAAGAAUAUAAUUUUAUUUGUUUUUAAAGUAUUUUGAUAACUUCAUGCAUAAAAUCUAAACUUUGAGUAAAUUGUUGCUUUAUACACACAUAAAUAAUGUAUUAGGAUUAUUUUUGUGAACUAUUUCCUGAGUUAGCUAUCGUGAAUGUGAGCCAGUUUCCCUUGGAAGUCUGCCAUAAAGACACUCCUUCCCUUAGCCAGAUAGCUCUUUAUUCUUUUCCGUAUUUGUGUAGUCUACAUAUAUUUAAAACAUAAAUGGCAUACCUAAUAUAAAUUUUAUCCAAGUUCAGGAUAUAUAAAUGUAGUUAGAGUUUUAAUCUUACAAUUUUGCGAGUAAAACUUAAUAAAGUAACGUUAAUAUUAUUUUCUAGAAAUAUUUUAUAUAGAGUAUCAUUAAUUUUUUAUGAUUUGCUGUUUAAGGGGGGGGGAAUUGCUUUAUUGAUAGUAUGUUUAAAAUUGCAUCCAGUUUGUUUUUUUGGGGGAAGCUGACUUAUUUCACAAAAUAUAUAAUAUUUUUUCUUUACAUAUUUACAUGCUUGUGGUUAUUUGGAAAUUUAGAAUUUUUUCUGUUUGUGUCCUUAUCUAUAAAACUUAAAAUUGGUCAAACUGAAAAAAAUUAAGUAUAUCUUCAGAAUUCUUAUAAAUUCUUAAUUUUUGAAACUUAAAAGUGUAUACUAUAAUUAUACUGAAUUGUCACAGUUUAUUUAAAAAAUAAUACCAUAUAUUUAAAAACUGUAUAUACUGCAAAGUAUAAUUAAAAGUUCGCUCUUUAUUUUUGAUAGUUGCAGAAAUGUUAGUUGGGGGGGGGAGAAUAUAAUUUAUGUAUGUUGAGUUUAAUGGUGCAUAUCUAUUUAUAAUUUGUAAUAUUAGUAUCUUUUCAUAAGUUAAAUUACCACAUUUUCAUUUUAUUGUACACUGAACUGUUAAAAACAAGUGAAUUCUUUCUCCCUCUCUUGUUUUAAGUUCUAUAUUGAUAUCAUAUCAUCUGCUACUGUAAGUCUGUAUAUUGUCUGCAUACAUUUUCAAGAAUAUUCUGUUAUAUAAAACUCAUACAUUUUCCCAGAUAACAACUACUCAUCUUUGCUUUUUUGUGCUGCUUGUGACAUGCAUCGAUGUAAAUUAUUUACUCACAUUUAUGGAAAAAAUAAAUAAUCUCAUUUUCAGAA
Stegodyphus dumicola is the source of this 3486-nucleotide messenger RNA. RefSeq lists its product as uncharacterized. The record is from RefSeq and is a predicted model, not a curated record. Lineage: Eukaryota; Metazoa; Arthropoda; Arachnida; Araneae; Eresidae.